UUGGUCAAUUACACAUCUCGCUUUCUUUCUCUCUAUCUCAACCCUCUUUUGGUCUCCUUCUUGCUUUUCUCUAGGAAGUACAUAGAAUUUAAACGAGGCAGAGAGAGAGAGAGAGAGAGAUUCAGACAUGGGCUAGUCUGCUGCUUUUGAUAAAUCAUCUUCCUCGUAGGCUUUAUCUAUCUCUGCUUUUUACGGUUAGAGUUUUUUGAGGUGAGACUAUGCGUGAGUAAGAGUUACAUCCAUUUCGAAUUAUUACUCUGGAUUCCCCACCGUCUAACCCUUGCCGCCGCCGCCUCGACGAACAAGACUCCGACCUUCCUCAAUAUGCUCAACCAAUGGCAGACGACCACGACGAAGCUCACCACUUCCUCCACCCUCAACCCCCGCCGCCUUCUUCAAUGAGGCACGGCGCUGCGUCAGACGAGAUAGUGGAGGUUCAAGGAGGUCACAUUGUGCGGUCGACGGGGAAAAAAGACCGGCACAGCAAAGUCUGCACGGCCAAAGGGCCACGUGACCGGCGCGUGAGGCUAUCGGCUCACACGGCGAUUCAGUUCUACGACGUUCAAGACCGCCUUGGCUUCGACCGUCCGAGCAAAGCCGUUGACUGGCUUAUCAGAAAGGCUCAGACUUCCAUCGACGAGCUCGCUCAGCUUCCUCCGUGGAGUCCCGCCGAUGCUAUUCGCAAAGCCGCCGCAAACGCUAAACCGAGAAGAACCGCCGCCAAAACCAAAAUCUCGCCGUCGCCGCCGCCGCCGCAACGGGAACAGCUUCAGUUUGGGGGUGCACGGUCCGGUGGAUUCAACGGAGUGGCGGAGCUUCCGAGUUUUCUUCCUCCGUCGAUGGAUUCAGAGUCGUUUUUCCCGGUGGUUGGCUCCUCGACGAAAGCUCCUCCGAGUCAAGAUCUCCGUCUCUCGCUGCACUCGUUCCCGGAUGGUCCACCGUCGCUUCACCACUCAGCUCCCGAGCCUGUUCUGUUCUACGGACAGAGCAAUCCGUUUGGGUACGAUACAUCGACGGGUGGCUGGGAGCAACAGUCGAUUCAGAGACUGGUAGCUUGUAACGGCGGCGGAGCAACCGAUACAGGAAACGGAGGAGGAGGGUUUCUGUUUGCUCCACCUCCUAAUGCUUCAGCGACGUCGUUUCAGCCGGUACUUGGCCAAAGUCAGCUUUGUUCUCAGAGGGGUCCCCUUCAGUCCAGUUACACGCCCAUGAUCCGUGCUUGGUUUGAUCCUCAUCACCAUCAAUCCAUCUCCACCGAGGAUCUCAGCCAUCAUAUUCCUCCGCCGGUAUUUGCCUCAGGUGAAUUCUCUUCCGGUUUUCGCGUACCAGCACGGUUUCAGGGUCAAGAGGAGGAGCAGCACGACGGUCUAACCAGCAAACCGUCAUCUGCUUCCUCCAUUUCUCGCGAUUGAUAACAAUCGAAACAAUGUCCUCCAGUUCCAGGAAAUGCGUUCUCUCGGUUUGUAUACAAUGGCUGAAAGAAAAAGGCAAAGAAGGGAUGCGAGAGUAGAGGAAGAACAAACAAAUGUAGCUCGCCAUUUCAGCUUCAUCUUCUUCCAAUAUCCUCACCUUGCCAAUUGUAAUUUUUCAAAUUUUUCACCAGUUAAGACAACUCUCUGUAGCUCAAUUAUGGUUAGAUCCCAAGGUUUAUUCUUCUUGUGUUGUGUCUGAAAAACCUUUUUGUCGUGUGUUGUAUCAUCAUCAUCCUUUUGAUACUGCAAUAGCCAGAUACUUGAGAAAUUGCAGUUCCUUGUUCUUGUUGUGUGCAACUCCAUUGAUGCUCUAAUAAUCUUUCUCUAUAUUUUGAUGUGGA
This is a messenger RNA of Brassica oleracea var. oleracea, 1813 nucleotides long. Its product is annotated as transcription factor TCP4-like. Gene Ontology annotation, biological process: regulation of secondary shoot formation. Bases 336 to 1412 code for a protein of 358 amino acids. NCBI's taxonomy places the organism in Eukaryota, Viridiplantae, Streptophyta, Magnoliopsida, Brassicales, Brassicaceae. The record is from RefSeq and is a predicted model, not a curated record. Gene Ontology annotation, cellular component: nucleus. Gene Ontology annotation, molecular function: DNA-binding transcription factor activity; sequence-specific DNA binding. The transcript has 2 exons.